CAUGCCGUCACUCGCCGCGCCACGGCUCGGUUCCUCCCGGCGAGGACGGGGGUCGCGCCUCCUCCUCCUCGCCGCCGCAGCCGGAGUCUCCGCCUACGGCGCCUACAAGUUCUACCACCUCCCCUCCGUCGCGCGCAGGCGGAGAGAGUUCGCGAGGAUCGCCGGAGGGUUGAUAUCCGUCGCCGACGCCGCCUCUUCCUCCGCUGAGGCCAUCAGCAUCGUCUCCUCCGACUUGAACCGCUUCCUUUGGUCUGGUUCCGCAGAAGUCCCCUCCAGUUUGCGGCAAAUCGCCAAGCUCGCGGGUUCGUCUGACUUCUCCGCCGCGAUCUCUAGCGCUUCGGAGGCUCUCACCGCCGGGAUCGUUCGGGGGCUCCGGUCAGCCGAGCUAACCGCCGGAAAACCCGAAUCUUUGGAGUCGGAAUCGCGAAUUCACUCUGCUACCUACCUCGAAUGCUUUCUAGACAAGUUCUUCUCUAGCGCUGGGUCAGGCUUCGCAGCGGAGGUCACCGGGAGCUUCGCGAGGGAGUUGUCAUCGGGCUUGAUCACUUCUACUGAUUUAUGCCGGAGAUCAGACGAGGGUAGUGCUCCGAGGUGGGUUACCAUGCUCCGCGACGACAAGACCUGCAAGGAGCUCGCGGAGCAUUUCAUCGAGCGGAUCGUGGGCGCCGCGGCCGCAGCUUACCUCGAUAGGCGAACGAAGACAAACGCCGUCGACGACUUGUUCACCGGCCUUACGAACCCCAUGCACGAGGCUAAGAUGAAGGGCGUCUUGGUCGCCGUGGGCAAUGGAGCCGUGGAGACCCUGGUGAGGACAUGGCACACUGCGAGGUCUGAUCACGGAACAACGCCAUUAGAGGACAGCAGGAGAUCACUUCAGCGGGUAGCCAUGGAGGCCACGAGGUCCUUGCUGCCAUGGAAAGUGUUUGAAGCAGCGAGCAGAGGCCUUCAUGUGAUUCGUGAGGAGGUAAUGGAGAGAGGACAGCAAGUUGUGAGGUGUGCGAGUGCCAAAACCAUGGUGAUCAUGACUGUGUGCCUUGCUCUCUGCAUGGAGAUCUCCAUGGGGACAAAAAAGCUCACGAUGCCAGCACCAGCAGCAUAAUCAAACAGCCCGACGGGCUUUUAGGAAAGAAGUAAACUGUAAAGCACGAACAAAAUUAAGAGCGCACUAAUUAUCAACUACGAAACGAGGUGUCAUUUUUUGGAUCUUGUUAUCGAAAGAGCAUAUUAUAUUUA
Molecule: messenger RNA, 1233 nt
Organism: Zingiber officinale
Lineage: Eukaryota; Viridiplantae; Streptophyta; Magnoliopsida; Zingiberales; Zingiberaceae
Product: protein PHLOEM PROTEIN 2-LIKE A10-like
Exons: 1
Coding region: 2-1099 (365 amino acids)
Source: RefSeq, a predicted model, not a curated record